CAAAAGCAUACGAGAAGGGAGAAUAGGCAGAGCAUCUAAUACUGCGCCAACAACGACCAGUCCAAAUCAAACAUUGUCCUUUCGGUUCUUUCUUUCCAAAGGAGGAGAAGGGGAGGGGUCCCUCUAUUAAGAAUUUAUUUCUUCUUCUCAUCCUCGUUUUCAGAAGGAUUUGUUCCUUCUCUUUGCUUUGUCUCCAAGCCAUCAUCUCAAGCCCUUCUUCUAUGGGGAUUUGUAUCUUCAAUUUCAUCUCUGGACGCCCAUUUCGUGUUCCUGUAACCUUGGAAAUCUGAUAAGCGUUUCAGGGGAAAUAACAGGCUGAAUAAGUUCUCUGCUUUGGAAUAUUUACAAAGCUACCAACUUCAAAAGCUUUGACGAAAUGGAAGAAAAGCCGUUCGCAGCAUGGUCAUGGCCAGUCGAGCAAUGUCUGAAAGAAUACAACGUAACGCUAGACAAGGGUCUAACCACUGAUGAGGUCCACAACCGCCGUCAAAAGCAUGGUUGGAACGAGCUUGCCAAAGAGAAAGGCAAGCCCUUGUGGCAUCUUGUCUUGGAACAGUUCGACGAUACCCUCGUGAAGAUUCUCCUGGGCGCCGCUUUCAUAUCCUUCAUCUUAGCCUUCACAAACGGAAACGAAUCUGGAGAAUCAUGGUUCGAGGCAUUUGUCGAGCCCCUUGUCAUUGUCUUGAUUCUGAUUCUUAACGCUGUGGUGGGUGUGUGGCAAGAGAGCAACGCCGAGAAAGCCCUCGAGGCUCUUAAAGAGAUGCAAUGUGAAUCCGCUAAGGUUGUAAGAGAUGGGUUGGUCUUACCUGACUUGCCCGCCAGAGAGCUUGUCCCUGGGGAUAUAGUGGAGUUGCAUAUAGGGGAUAAAGUCCCCGCUGACAUGAGAGUUGCUGCCUUGAAGACAUCGACUUUGAGGGUGGAGCAAAGCUCCUUGACUGGAGAGGCAAUGCCUGUCCUAAAAGGAUCCAAUCUUGUUGUCAUGGAUGAUUGCGAGUUACAAGCCAAGGAGAACAUGGUUUUUGCAGGAACAACGGUCGUAAACGGGAGCUGUAUAUGCGUUGUUACGAGCACUGGGAUGGAUACUGAGAUGGGGAAGAUUCAGAAGCAAAUUCAAGAGGCUUCUCUGGAGGAGAGUGAUACACCAUUAAAGAGGAAGCUUGACGAGUUUGGGAACAGAUUAACAGUGGUUAUCUGCAUUGUCUGUCUUGUCGUGUGGAUUAUAAACUAUAAUAACUUCCUCUCGUGGGAUAUAGUGGACGGAAGACUCGUAAACUUGAGGUUUUCCUUCCAGAAAUGCACAUAUUACUUCAAGAUUUCAGUUGCUCUUGCAGUGGCUGCAAUCCCUGAGGGUCUUCCUGCAGUGAUCACUACUUGCUUGGCUUUGGGGACUAGGAAAAUGGCACAGAAGAAUGCAAUUGUCAGAAAGCUUCCCAGUGUUGAAACGCUCGGCUGCACAACCGUGAUAUGUUCAGACAAGACAGGAACUCUGACAACAAACCAGAUGUCGGUGACAGAGUUUGUCACAUUAGGCGGCAAGACUACCUCUUCUCGUGUCUUUCGUGUUGAUGGAACUACUUAUGAUCCCAAGGAUGGUGGAAUCAUGGACUGGGAUUGUUACAACAUGGAUGCUAACUUGCAGGCUGUGGCUGAGAUAUCUGCACUUUGCAAUGAUGCCGGGAUAUUCUACGAUGGAAAGCUAUUCCGGGCAACGGGUUUGCCUACAGAAGCAGCCUUGAAAGUGCUUGUUGAAAAGAUGGGCAUUCCCGGGAAGAAGAGGAACGAAAGCCAGCAAACUUCAAACCAUUCAGACAAUGGCACUUCGCUGAAGCUAGGUUGCUGUGAAUGGUGGAUCAGAAGAUCGAAAAAGGUUGCUACCUUGGAAUUUGACCGUAUCCGUAAAUCAAUGAGUGUUAUUGUCAGCGAACCCACGGGGCAUAAUCGGCUUCUUGUCAAGGGUGCGACCGAGAGUGUGUUGGAGAGAAGUUCUUAUGUACAACUUGCCGACGGAUCGAUCGUACCUUUGGAUGAAUCUUGCAGGGAAGUAAUCCUCACGAGACAUUCGGAGAUGACUUCAAAGGGUUUAAGAUGCUUAGGAUUGGCCUACAAAGACGAGUUGGGAGAGUUGUCUGAUUACUCUUCUGAAGACCAUCCUUCUCACAAAAAGCUUCUUGACCCUUCUUGCUAUUCCUCCAUAGAGACUGACUCAGUCUUUGUUGGAGUUGUCGGUCUCAGGGAUCCUCCUCGGGAAGAAGUUGGUAGAGCCAUUGAAGAUUGCAGAGAGGCCGGGAUUAAAGUGAUGGUGAUAACCGGGGAUAACAAAUCGACGGCCGAGGCUAUCUGCCAAGAGAUUGGAUUAUUCUCGGAGUCUGAGGAUGUUUCAGUGAAAAGCUUCACCGGAAAAGAGUUCAUGGCUCUUCCUACAUCACGACAAGUGGAAGUGCUUUCGGACCCGGGAGGGAAAGUCUUCUCAAGAGCUGAGCCGAGACACAAGCAAGAGAUAGUGAGAAUUCUCAAGGAAAUGGGAGAAGUUGUUGCAAUGACGGGCGAUGGCGUAAAUGACGCUCCUGCUCUGAAACUUGCUGAUAUUGGGAUUGCAAUGGGAAUCACCGGAACCGAGGUUGCGAAAGAAGCAUCGGAUAUGGUUCUUGCAGAUGACAAUUUCAGCACAAUCGUUGCAGCGGUAGCCGAGGGUCGGUCCAUUUACAAUAAUAUGAAAGCUUUCAUCAGGUAUAUGAUAUCAUCGAAUGUAGGAGAGGUUAUCUCAAUUUUCUUGACCGCGGCACUCGGGAUACCAGAGUGUAUGAUUCCGGUUCAGCUCCUUUGGGUGAAUCUGGUGACGGAUGGCCCUCCAGCCACGGCCCUCGGAUUCAACCCGGCAGACAUCGAUAUCAUGAAGAAAGCUCCUCGUAAAAGUGAUGAUUCCCUCAUCAGCUCAUGGGUUCUUCUCCGUUACCUGGUGGUCGGAUCCUACGUCGGGAUUGCGACAGUCGGGAUCUUUGUCUUGUGGUACACUCGAGCAUCGAUCCUUGGGAUCAGCCUCAUCUCAGACGGGCACACAAUCGUCGGCUUCUCUCAGCUUCAGAACUGGGCCGAGUGCCCUUCAUGGUCUUCUGCAAACUUCACCGUUUCGCCGUACACAGUCGCGGGGGGUCGUAGAACCAUAACUUUCCAGAGCCCGUGCGAGUAUUUCACGGUGGGGAAGGUGAAGCCGAUGACGCUGUCGCUGUCGGUUCUGGUGGCGAUCGAGAUGUUCAACUCGCUGAACGCGCUGUCUGAAGACAACAGCUUGCUGAAGAUGCCGCCAUGGAGGAACCCUUGGCUUCUGGUGGCAAUGGCCGUCUCCUUCGGGCUCCACUGUGUCAUUCUCUACGUCCCAUUCCUGGCCAAUGUCUUUGGGAUUGUCCCUUUGAGUUUCAAGGAAUGGUCUGUGGUCCUAUUGGUUUCUUUUCCGGUGGUUCUGAUCGAUGAGGCGCUCAAGUGCAUUUGGAGAUGCAGAAGGAGAAGAGGAAGGUACGUCAAGAGUGAAUUUAAGAAGACCAAGGCACUGUAAUCUGCGAGAUUUGUUGUCAAAAUCACAUGUAAUUCUUUGAAACAAAAAUGUUAAAUUCGCUUCAUUUUCCUAAUGGAAGUGCAUGUGAAGCAACAAAUCUUAUUGGAAUCCAGACGGUGGUAAGAGAAACCAUUCGUUCUUUUUUUUUU
Messenger RNA from Tarenaya hassleriana, 3699 nucleotides. RefSeq names its product calcium-transporting ATPase 2, endoplasmic reticulum-type. The transcript is spliced from 7 exons. The record is from RefSeq and is a predicted model, not a curated record. Gene Ontology annotation, cellular component: membrane. Gene Ontology annotation, biological process: calcium ion transmembrane transport; intracellular calcium ion homeostasis. Gene Ontology annotation, molecular function: ATP hydrolysis activity; P-type calcium transporter activity; ATP binding. Bases 377 to 3550 code for a protein of 1057 amino acids. Lineage: Eukaryota; Viridiplantae; Streptophyta; Magnoliopsida; Brassicales; Cleomaceae.